Andrographis paniculata is the source of this 1188-nucleotide messenger RNA. Its product is annotated as SPX domain-containing protein 4-like. The transcript is spliced from 4 exons. The record is from RefSeq and is a predicted model, not a curated record. The coding region runs from base 278 to 1048 and encodes 256 amino acids. Gene Ontology annotation, biological process: cellular response to phosphate starvation. NCBI's taxonomy places the organism in Eukaryota, Viridiplantae, Streptophyta, Magnoliopsida, Lamiales, Acanthaceae.
AUAUAUAAUAUGUGUAUAUAUAUUUCUCAUGGUUAUCUUUCAAAGUAUAUUCCUGUGCAAAUGGAGCAGUCCUCUUGGAAGCUCAGCGUAAUCGACUCACGACGAAAUCAGAUAACCAGAUAUCCCCACGACAACAAAUUUGUGUUUCUUCGUCAAUAAGAACAGUGAAAGUAGAGCCAAAAUUUUGUAUAAAAUGGUGGUGAUUACGGCUUUCACAGCAACGGAUUAGGUUAAUUCUCCAGAUAAUUAACUUUUUCCCACCAAGGAAUUGUUGGAAAUGAAGUUUGGGAAAGAAUUUAGUCUUCACUUGGAGAAAACCCUACCGGAGUGGAGGGAAUAUUAUUUGAGCUACAAGCUCUUGAAGAAGUUGCUUAAGAAUAUCCCGGCCGCCGCGGCUGCUCCGCUGCUGCCCUUGCCGGAGCUUCAGGUUUGGUUUGUGGCUAUUCUUUGCGUGGAACUCGAGAAGUUCAACGAUUUCUACGUCGAGAAGGAGGAGGUUUUCGUCAUCCGCUUCCAGGCUCUAAAGGAAAGGAUCGAGGGACUCUUGGAUGCCGAAUUUACCGAAGAAAUAAUGGAAAUACGCAGGGAAUGCGUCGCCCUUCAUGGAGAGAUGGUCCUCCUUAAAAGCUACAGCACCCUUAACUUCGUAGGCCUCGUCAAGAUUUUGAAGAAAUUCGACAAGAGAACUGGGACAUGGCUAGGUCUUCCAUUCAUUCACUUUGCCUUUCACCAGCCCUUCUUCUCAACUGAACUACUCACAACUUUAAUUGGCGAAUGCGAGGAGAUUCUGGAGAUCCUGUUCCCUGUGGUGGCAGAGGUCGUUGGGGAUGAGCAAACAGGCAUGGUUUCUUCUGAUGCAUCAUCAUUGUGGCUUGGGGAAGAAACCAUAAGGAUUUAUAAUAGCACUCUUGGUGCAUUAAGUGCCAUAGAAGGACUAAGAAGGGAGAGCUCCACUUACAAUCCUUUAUCCAUGUCAAAUGUUUUUGGCAGUCCGGAUAAUGGCAGUACUGGAGGUGUCACGGCAGAAAACUCUCCACGCCACAAUUAAUCAGCCUCCAAAAUAAGCAAAGCAUAAGCUUUAAAAUUACCCAUGCUAAUAAGCUUACUUCUGCUGCUGCAGAGUGUGAAUUUGCUGCUUUUGCUUCAAUUCCAGAAUUAUGUAAUAAACCAAGCACACACUUACCGCUA